Messenger RNA from Aquila chrysaetos chrysaetos, 4201 nucleotides. RefSeq names its product EF-hand calcium binding domain 5 (gene EFCAB5). Gene Ontology annotation, molecular function: calcium ion binding. Bases 473 to 3886 code for a protein of 1137 amino acids. NCBI's taxonomy places the organism in Eukaryota, Metazoa, Chordata, Aves, Accipitriformes, Accipitridae. The transcript is spliced from 19 exons. The record is from RefSeq and is a predicted model, not a curated record.
CCGCGCGCCGGACCCUAACGGCCACCAACCGCCGCGCUCCCCUCAGCGCCGGGCGGGCGCCUGACGGUCGGACUCACCGAGGCGCAGGGGCUGGAGGUGGCGCUGGGGUUUCAGCCUGGUGCUCCCAAGUCCGUGGGAAUUUUGACAAGGAGGUAAUUAGGAUCGAGAAAUGUCUUGGGCAUCUAACGACAGCACUACGUACGAUUCUCACAUCUGGUUAAUACAGUCCUCAGUUCAGCUGGUAAUGGACUUGCGACAGUUCUGGAGUUCGUGAACCUUGAAUCUGAAGUCAUGUGAUGCAAUGAUCUAAGUUCAGUACAGAAGAGUCUGUUGGGCUGCCAAAGCCAAAAGACAACCUACAGCAAUUCCGAGUCGUGGAAGAGACAUAGCAACCUUUGGGAUUAUUGCUUAGCAACUGCAAAUACACAGAGGAGUAAAACUCACAGCCCGGCUCCACAGCAGUGAUUGAAGUAUGGCUGCUCAGCCAGAAGCAGCAGCCCAAACUGCAGGUCUAAAACAUCCCAAACUUGGAGGUAAGAAUUUGACUGCCACAGAAAUGAGGAGAAACCAGGGGAAUGAUGAGCUGCCAUGUCUUAGUAAUUAUACUCUGUGGAAAGAGUGUUUUUAUGAAAAAGUACAGCAGAGGUGUCUGAGUCUGCAGGAUACAAAGGUGAAGAUGAUUCGUGCACAAAAGGCAAAAGAAGAAAAGGUAAAGAAGAGGGAACCCUGUGACUGGCUGUCCAAAGAGUGGUUCAGUGAAGAGAAAGAGUCACUAGAUACACGCAUCUAUUUGCUUGACAAACUCCUACCUACAUUAAUCCCAGGAAUGGAAAAACUGUUAAUGGAAGUGGAAAGAAAGAAUGUGCUUGCACCAGACAAAGAACCAACCAAAUUUAAUCCCAUUUGUUUUCUUGGAGAAUAUCUGAUGAGACAUAAUCCUCAGUAUAGUAUUUCUACAAAACCAAGCCCAUACCUGAGAGGAAUGAAGAUGGUCACAGAGGAGCUAAAAACUGAGAUGCCAGGUACAACAUCAGAGAGGCUGGCCAGGAUGAAGGUGGAGGCAAAGAACAAACGUAAGGACAGGGAGCAGGUGGACAAUAUGAAGUCUCAGGUGAAAGAGAUGAGAAAGGAGGUGCUGGCAAUUCAGUUCAAAGAGUGGACAGUGGAUGUCAGUGGCAGAAUACCGGUUGCACUGGUUCAGAGUGCCCUGAGGUCUUUUCCAGAUGUCAUUGCUUCUGCUCCCAUAGAUGUGAAAAAAGCAAUCUGUGACAGGAAGCUGGAAAUCGUAGAGACAUUGGAAAAAAAAGUAAACAUAGAUGAAUUCACAGAGUAUGUCCAUUCCUACACUGAACAUUUUUCAAAUGACAUGUUCCAAGAAAUCCUGAAGCAUCUUGGUCAGUGUGCUGAUGACUUCCAAGAAGCAGUAAGACAUGAUACAUGGAGGCAAAUGUUUGCUGAUCUCUUCCUAGAUUGUGAUUAUGGAAAGGUUGGUCUCUUAGACAGACGAAAAAUACUUGCCCUGCUGAUAGACUUCUAUGACAGAAGCCCCGUGAUUGCUAAGAGGGGAUUCUGUAACCCAAGACAGUGGCCAAUAAUUGAGCUGCAAGAGACUGAGCUUGUGGAUUUAUGGGGAGGCCUUGAUGACCAGGAAGUUUGUGAGGAACUCAGUGAGAAGUUAGUCUUGUCACAAACAGGAAUUUUUGAGGGAGAGAUUUUAGCAUCUGAACCUGUAGGUGAUAAUAGACAAGGCACAUAUGGAAUGAGAACUAGUGUCAGAGAAGGUCUUUUUGAACAAAAGGGCAUAAGUGAAGCUGAGACUGGAGGAAUUUCUAAAGAAGAAAACCAAGCAGCAGAAUCAAGUGGUGCUGAGUUGAGAAAGGAAGGUGAGGACGCUGCGUCAGCAGUGAAAAGCACUGAUUUUGAAGCUAGUGAUUUGGAUGGAGAUACCAUACAUAGGGAGAAAUCCACUUUCCAUGAAGAUAUCAAAACUGAGAGGCAAACCGAGUCUGCAAGUGCAGACAGACAGGAGGAAGCUUUCCCAGGAUCCGCCUCUACUGGGUACAGUCUCAGUAGAGAUGGAGAACCUGGAUCUGAAAAACAGGUAGAGGAAGAGGAAUUUAGCCCGGGUAGAGAGCCUGACACAGAAACAAAUAGGGAAGAAGAUUAUCGUAUCUUGAAUGGAGAACCUGGCUCAGAAGAGCAAGUUUGUCAGAAGGAGGACAAUGGGAUCACAGAAGCAACCAACACAAUUUCAGGACCAACACCUGAAGCUAUAACCACAACCUCAGAAGACAGAGCUGUGGCAGACAUGGACAUCAUUGCUUCAAAACAGGAUGGUCCAGUUGCAGAGGUUGUGAAAGAAACUCCUGCAAGAAAAGAGAGUUUUUCUAAGCAGCAUGGCAGCCAGUUUGGCCAACAGACAAGCUCAGAGACAAGACUGCAGGAUGAGGACCUUCUGCAAGACCAAGGUAAAGGUCCAGCAAGCUCAGACAGACAGGAUUCUCCAGCUGAAACGAGCGAGGAGUUUGAAGUGCCGUGGUCAGGUGACCUUCUGACUUGUGACCUAAGUUGCAGGUUUAGCAGCUAUGGAGCAAGAAUUCCAGAGGACUGGAAGCGUGAGAACACUAGAUUUCCAGACUUACAUCCCAUCAUGGCAGAGAUUCAGAACCGUUGGGCUUCUCAUACUAGGAGUGCCUUUGAUGAAAGCUGCCUCAACCUGCCACAGUUUGUACAGCUCAUGGAGACAUUUGUUGGUGAAGACAUUUCUCUGCCUACUGUGAAGAGGCUUGUUGCGUUUAUCAAAGAAGAAUACAAACAGACAGAAGAGGAAAAAACAGAACAACUAGAAAAAGUUCACCGCAUAUCUCGCUUGGCCCAUCGGAAACUGCUUUUGGAGGCACUUUUUGAAAAGUGGGACAACAAUGCAUCCGGGUUUCUGGACCUGGAAGAGGUGGAUGCUGUUCUAAGCACAUUCAAGGAAGGGAUGGAAAAAGAGGCCUUGAGGAAGGCAAAGAAACACCUUUGCAGCCGUUACCCACAGCUCAGCAGAGUGGGGAAGCUAUCCCCAAAGGCAUUCCAGACUUUCCUUGAGUUAGUUGCUUCUGAGUUCCCUGGCAAUGAGGAUGAAGCUAUUGAAAACUUGGUGGAAUUUCUGACCGCAAGUGUGGAACAAAGUCGCAUGAAGUGCUUGCAAAGCUUAACCAGGAGGAAAUGGCUGUACAAUAUCCAGCAAGCAGCUGAGACCAGUGGAGCAAGCAUGGAACCAGUUUACAAAGCAGUGUUUAAGGCCCUCUCCCAGGAUGCAGAAACCCAUGGGGAUAACAAGAAGAUCAGUGCAUAUAUUGCCCUUUUGGAAGAGAACCAGCUCUCACCAGAGCAGGGACAGAUUCUCCUACACUAUGUGGCAUGUACUGCAGAUGAUGCGCCAUAUGUUCUAAACCAGAUACUUUACAGAGACAUGAAAGGAGUCAGCUUUGCAGCCGUUGAAGAGGGAAAGCCAAUCCAUGUUCCAAGAGUUCAGCUCCAUGGAAGUAUCCACUUCUGGAAUUAUGACCGCCCAGUGGAAGAGAGAAAAGGUUCACUCCUGAUACUGCCAUUGCACGAUGCUCGCUGGAGAGCCUUUGGCAUUCUAGGACUUGACACUCUUCGGGACCAAUGUGAGAAAACCAUCUUUCUGACCCAUGAGGUCAGUUUCUAUCAGGGAGUUUCUCAUGCAUUCAGCAAAGCCUACCACCAUAUCUGCACACUGGAAAAUGUUCUACAAAUGACUGUUACUGCUCUGGACUGGUUGUAUCCUAGGGCACCCAGCAUCCACACUGUCAUUACGUACCUGGUGGAACCUGGCAAAGACAAGGUAUGCAGACUGCUGCAGCGAAAAGGCCUGUAAUAGUCAGGGGCUGGAAAGCUGCUUUGGUGAGGAUAUGUAAUUUCUAGCUGCCUGUGAAUUCCCAGUGGUUUUAUCAUAAAAACUGAAGCCUGCCUGAGAUUCUUGCGCCUGCCUGUGCAACAAAAGGGCUACGAAGGGAGAGAGGGAAGUUUCCUUCUGUAAAGGAGGCCACUCUUCAGUCUUUUCAUCCUCCCAUGUAAAACAACUCAAGAGCACUGCUAGUAUAGCCCCUUCUCAAGCGGGUCCAGAGAAGGGCCACAAAGAUGAUCGGGGGCUGGAGCAUCUCCCCUAUGAGGACAGGCUGAGAGAAUUGGG